Molecule: messenger RNA, 656 nt
Organism: Owenia fusiformis
Lineage: Eukaryota; Metazoa; Annelida; Polychaeta; Sabellida; Oweniidae
Source: the annotation of a GenBank genome assembly
GAAUGUACCACACAGCCAGAAUUCAGAUGACCCUAAUGAGGAUUACUGUGCUGUUUGUCACUUUGGAUGGGACCUGUUAUGUUGCGACUCCUGCCCCAAAGUCUUCCAUUUAAAAUGCCAUGUUCCACACCUGACAGAAUUUCCCGGUCCUGAUAUUUCAUGGCAGUGCUUGUUAUGUCGUAGUGAGGAUGAGCUGAGGAUCACAGACAACAGCCCCAGGUAUGAGCUAACCGAGGGCACAAUGAAGAGAAAGGCUCCUGUAGGACUCAGUGACAAAGAACAGAAGAUUUGUGAGAGGAUCCUACUUGAACUGUUCUGUCAUGACCAGAGUAUUAACUUCCAUAAUCCAGUACAAGUAGAUAGAUCGGCACCAAACUACUACAAGAUUAUAUCACAACCAAUGGAUCUGGCCACCAUUAGAACUAAGUUGCGAAGAGGUCAUUUUAAUCAUUAUGAUAGUGUUGAAACCUUCAUUGAUGAUGUCAAGCUUAUUUUCAAAAAUUGUGCAACAUAUAAUAAACCUGACUCUAAAGUUGGUAAGAGUGGCAAAAAAGUUGAACAAUUCUUCAAUGGUCUUAUAAAAAAGUUGCUUCCAAACUAUGCCCAACGAGCCUCUACUCCAGCGCCAUCUCCAGGGGUAUCUGAUACUGAAUCGA